CCUCCGGGCUGCCUGCUUCCCGGUGGUCUGGAAUAGAUUUCGAGAUCCUUAACUUUGCCAUCCACGGCAGGCGCGCGCGCGCUAGCGAGCGAGCGGAGCCCGCACUGACUGUAUUGGAUGGUUCUCCGGCGACUUUGGGGUUAUGGGAACGAGGAAUUGGGUUUGAACUUUUAAGGAGGGCUUGGUUAAGAGUUCAAAACAAUACGAAGCAACUUUCACAGGCUAUUUACAAGUUUGCUCUGUCUUCGGGGAUUCUUGCAAGGAGUCAGGGCAAUGGAAAGGUAUUAACGGGAACAUCCAUAGUAGGGCAAAAACUUUCACAAUGAAAUCCGAAGCCAAAGAUGGAGAGGAGGAGAGUCUACAAACUGCCUUCAAGAAAUUAAGAGUGGAUGCAUCAGGGUCUGUCAUAUCACUGUCUGUGGGAGAAGGCACGAGUGUCAGAGCAUCAGUCAGAACAGCAGUCGAGGAUUCCAAACCCAAAACCGCGUGCGCAUCUAAAGACAGUUGGCAUGGGUCUACUAGAAAAUCUUCACGAGGAGCAGUGAGAACCCAACGUCGACGGCGUUCUAAGUCUCCCGUCCUUCAUCCUCCAAAAUUCAUCCAUUGCAGUACAAUAGCAUCUUCAUCCAACAGUCAGCUCAAGCACAGAAGCCAGACUGAGCCUCUCGAUGGCAGCAGUGCGCUGGGAAUUUCAACCCCACAAGAGUUCAGUGCAGGAGAAAGCACUUCUUCUCUCGACACGAAUCACACAGGGCCAGUCACUGAGCCUUUGAGACCUUCCGUUCCAAGGCUUCCAUCGGAGAACAAAACAGAAGACUCCUGUGAUGCUACCCAAGUCUCCCAAGCAAGUCUUAAGGCCAACGAUCUCUCUGACUUUGGCUCUGUUUCCAAGCUAAGCCAGGGCAAGCCAUGUGCAUGUGUAGGCAAAGAGUGCCAGUGUAAGAGGUGGCAUGAUAUGGAAGUGUAUUCCUUUUCAGGUCUGCAGAGUGUCCCUCCCCUGGCCCCAGAACGGAGAUCACUUGAGGACUACUCUCAGUCACUGCACUCCAGAACUCUGUCCGGCUCUCCCCGCUCCUGCUCUGAGCAAGCUCGAGUCUAUGUGGAUGAUGUGACCAUUGAGGACCUAUCAGGCUACAUGGAGUAUUACUUAUAUAUCCCCAAGAAGAUGUCCCACAUGGCAGAGAUGAUGUACACCUGAUAGCAAGAGGCUCAGUCAUUCGUGUGCUUUAGACCAAUGAAGGGUUGUCAGAAGUUUAGUUAAUGGCAGAGACCUGGUGACCACUUUGUGUGAGAAGACAUCUCUUUCUGCUCACUGUGCUUGCAAUAAAAACUUUUCUUGGCAUCUCAGUUAAUCUUCAUUCUUUGAGUUUACUGAGUUCUUAUGUACCUGUCAAGCAGGUCAAAUAAAAUCUCUCUAGAAAUGUUCCUGAGGGACGAAGAAACCAUAAUUACUUGAGACUGGCAGCAGAGGCCAUAGAGUGAAACCCUUUGUAAAACAGCAUUUGUUCAGACCUGCUUAAGAUUUGGCAGCCAAGGAAAACUCAAAUGUAGUUUUGUAACUGAACUGAACACUUGUCAUGUUGUAGAUUCCAGCCCAGAAAAUUAGAUAUUAUAAGACUGAUUUAAAUUGUUUGAAUUAACACAAGAUUUGUGUCAUUGAAGAUUUUUUUGUUUUUGUUGAGCCAGAGAUUGAAGAUUUAGAUUGAUUUGAAUAAACUAGGUGGCCUGCCUUA
Molecule: messenger RNA, 1733 nt
Organism: Jaculus jaculus (lesser Egyptian jerboa)
Lineage: Eukaryota; Metazoa; Chordata; Mammalia; Rodentia; Dipodidae
Gene: Oser1
Product: oxidative stress responsive serine rich 1
Exons: 4
Coding region: 323-1198 (291 amino acids)
Biological process (GO): cellular response to hydrogen peroxide
Source: RefSeq, a predicted model, not a curated record